Messenger RNA from Musa acuminata subsp. malaccensis (wild Malaysian banana), 384 nucleotides. The record is from RefSeq and is a predicted model, not a curated record. Lineage: Eukaryota; Viridiplantae; Streptophyta; Magnoliopsida; Zingiberales; Musaceae.
AUGGUGUUCCAUCAAAUCAUUCAUUUGACAACCAGACAGAGCCAGCAGGCCUUGCUGCUGAUGACCAUGGGGGAAGACAAGCCAAGUCCUCAGAAGCCUUCAAGAGUAAGACCAGGAGCCAGUUCACCCAAUGUACAAUCUACAUGUGUCGGGGAGGACGUCAGCGUUCUGGGCUCCGACCUGAGGUUAGCGCCAUUCGGUGCAGGGAGGAGGGUUUGCCCAGGGAAGGCCAUGGGAUUAGCUACUGUUCAUCUUUGGCUGGCUCAGCUGCUUCAGAGCUACAAAUGGGUGCCAACAGAGGGUGGUGUGGAUCUGUCGGAGUGCUUGAAGAUGUCACUUGAGAUGGAGAAGCCUUUGGCCUGCAAAGCUGUUCCAAGGUGGUGA